AGUGUCGAUUUUCGCGGCGCGCGCAACAUCUGUCAAAAUGGAAUAUUUUGAACGAAAAUAAAUAAUUUACAAGACAACAUUUUCAAUUUACGAAUUUAAGAAUUAUGCGAUGGUGAAGUACGAGAAUAUACAAAAAAAAUUAACAGUGUCUGUGGCUUGUGGUUCAUUUUGUAUUUGGCAGUAGAAAAUUCAGCACCCGGUUCUUUAGGAUUCUAUGUUUAGGUUACGGCCACGAAUGUGUUUGAAACGUGAUGUUCUAAGUGAAGUUAUUGUUAAAAAAUGAAUUAACGCAAUACAAUAAACCAAUAUUUAUCAUAUACGAAAGUUAUAAACUGUGAAAUUAACCUAUAACUGAUUCCAUCAAAAUUUGGUAACCUGUUGGAUUUUUUUCUUAACAAACACACAAAAUGCUGAUACCGAGUUAGGAGGAAUGAAAAUGUGCGUGAAAAAUGACGAGAUGCCUACGGAUAUUCGGUGCUUAUUCAUACAGAUUGAGCCGAAGACAUUCGACGAUACUUUUGCUUGCGUUUCUGAUAGCAACCGUAACGCUUAUACUGCAUCUCUACGCCUACAGGCAUCAAGAACCCGAACAGCUGCAGACGUCAAUCGGUGAUUUUGACUAUAAGCCAGCCUCAUUCUUGAUUGGGAUGCAGCCAAACGAAAGCAUAAAUUACUGCGAUUUUAAUUACGGCCUCCCGCACACGCUCGAAUGGGAUAUCCUCCAAACUUAUCCGUCCCCGGAGACUGGAAAUAAAAGUCCUUAUAGAGUCAUAUAUGAUGCUAUCAAAAGUAGGGCUUAUAGUAAUUGCGGUGUGUAUAAUGCAGUAACUUAUGCCACACAAGCAACUCCUGAAUUCAUUUACCAUAUCGUUGAGAUAGCUCGCUACUGGGAUGGACCCAUCAGUCUCAGUGUAUUUGUACCUGAUUACGAUUUGGAUAUAACGAUGCAGAUAAUGAACCAGCUCUGCCAUUGCUACCCUGGUAUGUCCAAAGUUUCAUUACAUCUCUUUUAUCCAAAGAAACUCACACCAAAACUUAGAACCAGGAGGCUGUUUUUACCUGUUACUACGGAACCGUCAACGACACCAUCGAACAUCAGCUUAGAAGAGAUGUUCAGGAAGAAAUUGGAAAAUUACAGGAAUUUGAACAACAAAACUAGAGCUGAGUACAUACAAGGAGCAAGGAAAAGAAAAAUUGAAAAGAUGAUGAUCGGCAUGAUCAAAGGAAAACCGGUUAUACCGAAGUUAACAUUCAAAGAUUGUUCGGGUCCAGAUUCGUUCGAUAUAAAAACAUUUAGAAAGGAAAACAACAUGCUAUAUCCGAUUAAUGUCGGCAGGAACGUUGCUAGAAAUGCAUCGAAGACGAACUAUUUCAUAGUUUCCGAUAUAGAAAUGGUGCCGAGUGACGGGUUAGCGACUAAAUUUCUCGUGAUGCUGAGGAAACUUAUGGGAAAUAAGAAACGCGACGAGGGCUGUGUGUUCACUAAGACGAUCUUUGUGGUGCCAUUGUUUGAAGUGGAGAGAGGCGAGGAAAUACCGCGGAACAAAGACACAUUAGUUCGCAUGGUAGCGGCGAACCGAGCAAUGUAUUUCCAUCAGAAGGUCUGCUCGCAUUGUCAAAGGUUUCCCGGACUGCAGUCGUGGCUUCUGCGAACCCCGCCGGACGUUCUGGAACCGAUGCUGAUCGCGAGAAGAGAGUACCCGUACCACAGAUGGGAGCCUUUGUACUUUGGCACACACAAGGAGCCUUGGUACAGCGAGAUGCUCUCUUGGGAGGGACGUCAGGAUAAAAUGCCACAGAUGUUAGAGUUAUGCCUUCAAGAAUACCGAAUGGUGGUCCUGGAUGGAGGGUUUCUCUGCCACGCUGCGGUUUCCCGAACUCAUUCCACCAGACAAUCGCGCGCUGAGAGACUAAACUCGGAACGUUACAUGAAGAUCUUAGCGGCGCUACGACGUAAAUACCAUCAGAAACAACAGUGCAAAGUUAUGUGAGAGCGCUUGUCAUAUCGGAGUGUAGGCAGAACGAUAUCGACUAAUUAUUUGAAUUCAAAAGAUGCUUGUGAUUUCUAAUUUGGUGUCUGUUUUGUUGGCAGUGGAUGCGAAUAGGACGGACUGCCAUUUAACCAAGACAAAUCAAAAAUUCUCACUUUACCACCUUAUGCCUUAAUCUGAAGGCCGGAUUUGAUUUGACUGUAUAAUGAAAACACUAUUUACACUCAGUUCUGAAUAUACCAGAUAACUGAAAACCUUUUAACAACAGUAUUAAGAUAAUCGUUCUGCUUACUCUGUUAUGACAAAAGGAAAUGUGAACGGACUGUGUAAUGUGUUUUAAAAUGUAAACUUUGAGAACUGCGGCAUUAAUGUGACUAGGCUCUUCGGUGAAGUUGCGAGGCUUCGGCGGCCGUUAGUGUUUUCGACUUCACGAUCGCAAGGCUACGUGUAAACAACGGCGGAUCCAGAGGGGGGGUCAUGACCCCCAUGAGCUGGUUCCAGGACUUAGGUGGACCGCUAAUUGAACAUAAUGAUUUUAUUUAUAUAUUUUCUCACCAUACAGAUUUUAUGUAACUACAUACCUUCAAUAUUUAAUAUUUAUACAGUACUUACGUACAUUAAUAAAAUACCUACUUUUUACUUGUAUCUAAUGUUAUCAAAAUUAAAUUAUAAGUUCUUGACUUGACCACUACUAUGAGACCCCCUCCUGGCGCCAAAGCCAGCCCUUGCGUGUAAAGCUGUUUGAAGUUGUUUUUUGUAAUCAUUUCGCCGAACAGUUUCGUGUAUAUUUAAGACUCAAAUUGUUCUUAUGAAUAAAUAAUAUUUGUUUAUUUCCGAUUAUGUAAUAUAAUUCUAAGUAAAUAUUUUAAUAUAAAGACUCGAAGGGUAAUUAUUGUGAACAGUCUUGAGUAUGCCACUACGAGCCCAUAAACAUUACGGUAGAUAGAUAUCUUGGCUGUGACCUGGUAUUGCUUCGAUAGCCACUAAUAGCCAGUUUCAAGCAGGUCGGCUGCAUACUCUUCAGUUUUCGGCGGCCAUUUCAUGGCUGGCAUGAUCACUGGCAUGAUUCAAUAUUAUCACACUAAAUAUGACACCUGUUACUGUAUUAUAAAUAUUAUUAUUGUAUAUAAUUAAAUGAUUUUAAAAGUAUCUGCUGAUUGAUAUUUUGCAUUACUUUUUUUUAUAGAAGGAUAGAAAUAAAAAAAAAACUUCAGCGUGCUCAAGGCACAUUUUAAGUGUAUUUUAAAUAUCUAUAUUGUAUUGUAAAUGUAUCAUAAUAAAAAUCGUUUAUGGGCAUUUUAUCGGAAUUGGUUGGCAUGAAAUUAAUAUUUAGCUAGAGUUAAAAAGAUAUGUAAAUAUAUGUGUACUUAUAAACAUCAGUGAUCUAUAAUUGUAUAAUAUAUAUAUAUGAUUUGAAUUAUGAAUAUGUAAAUAAUAUGCUUUAAAAAUUCGUGUACAGCACUGUUGUAGUUGUUGUAUUUCGAUGUUCAAUCACAUUUUAAUUAAUAGUUAUUAAGAUGAGCUUCACAUGAACCUAUUUACCAGAAUGAAAUUCGACAUUUUUCUGAUUAUCGUGUGUUUUCUAUUUUUGUUAUUUGAUUUUUACAACGCACAACGCGCGUAGCAUGUUUUACAAUAUGCAGCCUUCAUCUUUUUAAAAAGUACAAAAUAUCUAUGUAAUCUAAUAAGUUGUAAAAUUAUAACGUAAAGUAUUCCUGGUGUAUGUAUGUAGUAUAUAUAUUUAUAUACACAUCAUGAAUACUUAAAAUAAUACAUGAAUAUUAUAUUUCGUAAAUAUGAGAUACUUGAAAAUUGUAUAAAAAUAAAUGCAUUUAUAUAAUUCUAAAUAAACUAUAUUUCGGCAACA
This is a messenger RNA of Bombyx mori (domestic silkworm), 3858 nucleotides long. RefSeq lists its product as uncharacterized. The coding region runs from base 450 to 1991 and encodes 513 amino acids. NCBI's taxonomy places the organism in Eukaryota, Metazoa, Arthropoda, Insecta, Lepidoptera, Bombycidae. The record is from RefSeq and is a predicted model, not a curated record. The transcript has 4 exons.